This is a messenger RNA of Aspergillus nomiae NRRL 13137, 1788 nucleotides long. Its product is annotated as DUF4246 domain-containing protein. Bases 1 to 1788 code for a protein of 595 amino acids. The record is from RefSeq and is a predicted model, not a curated record. Lineage: Eukaryota; Fungi; Ascomycota; Eurotiomycetes; Eurotiales; Aspergillaceae. The transcript is spliced from 4 exons.
AUGGAGUCGACAAACACACGCUUCGACUUACCGGGUUACUCUAUCCCCUUGAACUACAUAGAUGCUGAUGAUAUGUUCCCUAAUGCACUGGGGAACUACAGCACGGAACGCCUGAAUACCCACCGGGAGAUCUUGAUGAUGCGAGCACUCAACUCCAUCACUGACAAAUCGGACUGGGAGAAAAAGGUCUUUGAUGAAGAAAUCACCACCAAAUGGCGCAAGGAAAUCAUGGACACCGGAGAUGAUAUCACUCCGACCAUGAUGGACUGGAUUAUCAAGGAGGCGCAGUGGAAAGCCGAGGUCUUCCGUGAUACCAAGCGUGUCGUUGCAUUCGACGCUGGCGUGGUCAAAUCCGAUACAGCCAUUACGGAAGACUUGCGACAGGCGCUGAAAGAGGCGGUUCGGCCCCUGGAGGAUGUGCCGGAGGAGCUCAAAGACUACCACCCCGGAUCGGAUGGCAAGGUGGUCGACCUGGUCCAUCCAUCUCUGUUUCCGGUCGUCUACGGCCGGACUCGCGUUCUCCAUAGGAAACUGAUUGGACUCGAAGACUUGGAGAACAGCAUCGGGGAGGGCAAGGUCCUUGCGGUUCCCACAGAAGAAGAGACCACUACUGUGGAUGAUGACUACGACGACGACGACGACGACGACGACGACGACAAAUGGUCAAGCAGGAACAUCACUCACCAACCCUACAGUCGCAAAUUCCAAUGGCUUCCAUGUGACGUGCAUUUCACUGACACUAGCGAGUGUCGCAUUGCGUCGUAUAUUAAUAACCUGCAUCCGAAACAGCAUGGGCCGCUAUACCAAGUCAUCGAGAAGAUCCUGGCUCAGACCAUCCCUCUAUGGAAUAUGACCUUAACCCUUGUGCAGGAUCAUUACAGCAGAAUCCCCUACAAGAAGAUUCAAUAUGACGAGCACCCUGAAGCGGAGCCCCAGGCGGCAAACGAGGAGGAGGAGUGGAGUGAAGAAUAUAAUGAACGAUGGGAGAGAUGGCGUCAACGAGAGCCCAUCCGACGCCCAGAACCGCGCAAGUUUAUUCCCCAUGUAAUCAGGGCUAAGAGACAGGUCAAUCUGUGCGAGGAUUUUGCCCGGAACGGAUUGCAGGUAAUCGUCAAGCUGGCGAAUAUCGAGCUAACCCCGGACAAGCCCGAGUACAACGGCGGAUCGUGGCAUAUUGAGGGACAGCUGAAUGAGCACAUCUGCGCUACGGCCAUCUAUUACUACGAGAGCGAGAACAUCACUGAAAACAGGCUGGCGUUUCGGCAACGAGCGUCUAGAAGGACCAUUUCGGACAUGCCCUAUGAGCAAUCACGACAUGAAUUUCUCCAGGCGAUCUUUGGCUUAGAUUAUAAGUCAGCUUACACUAAGAGCAACAUCACCCAGGUUCUGGGCAGUGUCGACACUCGUCAAGGACGCUUGCUCACCUUCCCGAAUAGUCUCCAGCACCGGGUAUCGCCGUUUACGCUAGCGGAUCGGACCAAGCCGGGCCAUCGCAAGAUCUUGGCUUUCUUCCUUGUAGACCCUCAUCUCUCAAUUAUUUCUUCGGGGAAUGUGCCACCUCAACAAGAGAGCUGGUGGAAGGAACGGCAGGAGGUUGUUGGCAAGUUGCUGAACGAGAGGCUCCCAGUUGAGCUGCAGAAUAUGGUCAAGAAGGACAUCGACGCUACUCCCAUAACCAUGGAGGAGGCGAGGCAGUACCGCCAGGAGCUGAUGAAGGAGCGCUCCAGCAAGUCGAAGGCACAGAACCGGGAAUUUGAGACGGGGAGCUUUAACUUGUGUCAACAUUAG